GCGGUUCUUUAGCCUCCCAAUAUUCCGAAACCAAAAUUGCUACGAUUGCCGAUCUUCAUAUUUCUUCUUCUUCGUCUUCUUCUUCUUAUUAUUAUUAUGUGGUCGAUGGUGGCCUUGACGUUUCUGAUUUUUCGAUCGGGUGCCGCUCGGAGCUGACUACUUUAAUAUCGAAUCGGGCAGUGGUGAGUGGGAGGAAUACUUCUUAUGUGGACAUUCACAACCAGCUUGUUUAUGGCUUUGAGCUUUCAUGGUUGGAAUCAUUCUUCAAAAAUUAUUUCUCUAACGGAACAUAUGACUGCUACAUCGAUUAUUCCAACGAGAUGCGAUGUUGGCAUGAAGAUCCAGAUAAGUGGAUGAUGAUAGCUGACGGAAUUCUAUGGAAGUUUUACAUAAUAACAAUCUGUUCAGUUUAUGGACUCGGAGCACAUGCAGGACUAAAAUUUAUAUUGGGAACUCCAUUUGUAGUUGCCUUUAUAAUCUAUAAAUGGCGAAGACGUCAUUUAUCAAUGUAUAAUUCUAUUGAGGAGUUUCUUCAUAGUCAGAAUAAUCUCACUCCUAUAAGAUACUCAUAUAGAGAGAUAAAAAAGAUGACCCAAAAUUUCAAGAACAAAUUAGGUGAAGGAGGUUAUGGCUCUGUAUUCAAAGGAAAACUUCGUAGUGGUCGUAUUGUUGCAGUUAAGAUAUUGAGUAAAUCCAAAGGAAAUGGGCAAGACUUCAUCAAUGAAAUUGCUACAAUUGGCAGAAUUCAUCAUGUUAAUGUCGUUCAUUUGAUAGGAUUUUGUGUCCACUCCUCAAAGCAUGCUCUUGUGUAUGAUUUCAUGGCUAACGGAUCUUUGGAAAAAUACAUUUUUUCUCAAGAAGGAACUACCUCCUUAAGUUGCGAGCAAAUAUUUGAAAUUUCACUUGGUGUCGCACGUGGAAUUGAGUAUAUGCACCAAGGAUGUUGCAUGCAAAUUUUACACUUUGAUAUCAAACCUCACAACAUUCUUUUGGAUGAAAAUUUUAUUCCAAAAGUUUCUGAUUUUGGGUUAGCAAGAUUAUGCUCAUUGGAUAAUAAUAAUGUGUCCCUAACUGCAGCAAGAGGAACCUUAGGAUAUAUAGCUCCUGAGCUAUUUUACAAAAAUAUUGGAGGAGUUUCUAAUAAAGCUGAUGUGUAUAGUUUUGGAAUGUUGUUGAUGGAAAUGACAAGUAAAAGAAAGAAUAUAGUCGCAGUUGCAGAAAAUACUAGUCAAAUUUACUUUCCUUCAUGGGCGCAUGAUCAAUUAAGUCAAGGAAAAAAUGUCGAUGUCGCAACAACAGAUAUAGAUGGGGAAGAUUCAAUAAUUAUAAAGAAAAUGAUUAUAGUGGCAUUAUGGUGUAUACAAGUAAAGCCAAGUGAUCGCCCUACAAUGAACAAAGUCAUAGAAUUGCUUGAAGGAGAAAUUGAAUGUCUACAUAUGCCUCCUAAACCUUCUCUAUAUGAAUUGGAGAAGCCUAUUGAUCAUGUUCAAUUCACGUUGUAUUCAGUGGACUCAACAAUACCAUCAUUAACACUACAAAGAUAAUUUUGAACCUACAUCCCAUCAAUUGGCAUUUA
Molecule: messenger RNA, 1576 nt
Organism: Humulus lupulus (European hop)
Lineage: Eukaryota; Viridiplantae; Streptophyta; Magnoliopsida; Rosales; Cannabaceae
Product: rust resistance kinase Lr10-like
Exons: 4
Coding region: 321-1544 (407 amino acids)
Biological process (GO): protein phosphorylation
Molecular function (GO): protein kinase activity; ATP binding
Source: RefSeq, a predicted model, not a curated record